CCAGCUGAAGCUUCCUGGCUGGCCAGGUGCUUGAACGGAGCGACCUACGGAAUCCGUCGACAAGCAGCGCUGAGCGUCAGGGAGCGGUACUGCCGAAGCGGCCUUCUCCGGUGGAAAGCGGCGCAUGCGGCACAUCGACGGAGAGAAAACCACCUGGGUCAUCGGACAGCAACGCUGAACGACCGGUGGCUGAAACCAGGGACCUCGAGGGUCAGGAGUUCCGACGCCGAGGCCAAGGACGACUACUGAGGACGCAAUAUCCGGGCUCUGGGCGUCAAACUGCAGCAACGUUUGCGCCGGGUGAGUGGGAUUUCUUGCGUCGGGUCGAGGUUGGCAUGGCUGGUAGUUGGCGGGACUUAUGGUUUUGACGCGUCAGAUGCUGGCCGACAUGGAGAACGGGUUAAAUGGAGAGAACUCGCAGGGGACAGGAGCCUCUGGUCAGGGGCAGGAGGCGCCACAGGGUGCGACAGAAAAGGAAUCGGAGGCGGUCACAAUUCGAAGGCUCGAACUAGAAUUUGAGUUGCGGAAAGCGCAACUUCAGAUUGAGUCCGAAGAGCGGAUCGCGUUGCGCAUGGCACAACUAGGAAAAGAAAGUGGUCGACCUUCCUCCUCUGGGUCGGAAACAGACGACCAACGGCACGCAGGCUUAGACCCGGUUGCGCAAUGCGCAAAAGUUUUGAAAGGGUACAGCCUGCCAUGUGACGCGGACGUUCCUCUAUGGUUUGAUGAGGUGGAAAAAUUGUUUACCACGUACCAGGUGCCGGAUAGUGGUCGAGUACAUUUGAUUAUGCCGGUGCUAACGGAGCGUGUCCGCUACCUGCUGCGCAGUCUAGGGCAAGACGAUUGUUUAGAUUACGAGUCGGUAAAACGGGCGGUGCUGAGCGAACUGAAACUCACGCCAGCUGAGUACCUAGACAGGUUCGACAGUGCAGCCAAAAGAAAAGAUGAAACAUGGGCUCAGUUCGCCUCCCGUGUCCGAACCUACUUCACGUAUUACCUUCAGGUGAGAGGUGCGGACACGCAGGAGACAGUAGCGGAGCUCAUGGUUGCUGAUCGGAUUAAGGCGAGCCUGAGUACCGAUGGUCUGGAGUAUGUUCGCCUUCGCGAGGGAGAGACUUGGUUAAAACCGGUCGAGGUGGCGAGGGUGUUACAGACUUAUGAGCAGGCAAAAGGGAAAGGGAGCGCCACAAGACAGGUGUACGUUCCGACAGAACAGUCAGGGACGGGGCGCUCGCCAGGGUUCAAAGGUCCCGUGAACUCGGGUCGAGCAGCUGUAAGGUGUCAUGUAUGUCAUGAGCAGGGACACAUUGCCAAGCACUGCCCUCGCGCUUCGGGUAGUGAGGUGCCUCAGGGGCUGGCAAAUGUUCCUGAACCGAAAGGGCAGACAGACAGAGUGUUAACCGCUCGGGUUGAGGUGAGGCGGUCGAUUUCGGAGACGGGCCGCUCGAAGCUACAAUUGGUUCAACUGGAGUGCGGCGACGUACACACCGAAGCAGUGCUCGACACGGGUACCGAAAUGACGGUAGUACGGGAGAGCCUGCUACCUCAAGCUUUGAGGGAACCGUCGGGCACAGUGAAGCUAGUGUCCGCUUUUGGCCACGCCAUUGAUGCCAAUCUUGCAACACUUCCAAUAAGGUUGAGCUGUCCAGGGGCGGUAGAAAAUUCAACUAAAGCCGACUUAGUGUGCGCGCUCACCAAUCAGCUGGCGGAAGGGGUGAACUGUUUGCUUGCCUGGGAAGAUUGGGAACUGUUGAAAGCUAGGAGCGGUAAGGUCCAGGUGCAACAGGGAUGUACAGCGGCCUAUCCUUGUGAAGUUGAACAGAACGUAGGAAGAGAUGAAGACAGCGAAGCACUGACUUGUGGGGUUGGCUAGGUAGGCCUCGGCCCUUCAGCGUUACAAUGUAACAGUCCAGCAUGGGAGGGGAACCAGUAACGGAAAUACUGACGCGUAGUGUGGGCUCAACAAUUUAUGUUGGGAGUCGACUGAGUGAUCAUGCCAUGCCGCCUCGGUUAGACGUGAAUGUUCCCCUCACCCGUGCCGCAGGGCGCUGUGGGGCUGUGAA
Messenger RNA from Ixodes scapularis (black-legged tick), 2063 nucleotides. RefSeq lists its product as uncharacterized. NCBI's taxonomy places the organism in Eukaryota, Metazoa, Arthropoda, Arachnida, Ixodida, Ixodidae. Gene Ontology annotation, biological process: proteolysis. The record is from RefSeq and is a predicted model, not a curated record. The transcript has a single exon. The coding region runs from base 359 to 1873 and encodes 504 amino acids. Gene Ontology annotation, molecular function: aspartic-type endopeptidase activity; nucleic acid binding; zinc ion binding.